GACAGACAUAGUAACAUGCCAAGACAAAGAUAUCAGCACUGAAAAUAUUUAACCGCAAUAUGACACCAUUUUCUAAGAACAUGGUUUCUGUCUCUCUCUGGAUAACAGUCGUAAUUGUUUUUGGUUCUCUCUGUGAUGGGGGCAAAAUCUUGGUGGCGCCUGUGGAGGGAAGUCACUGGGUGAACAUGGACAUCCUCAUCAAGGCUUUACAUGGUCAAGGGCACAGCAUUGAUGUAAUACGUACCUUCAAUAGCUGGUUCGUAAAGGAGAAUUCAACUUAUUACAACUCUAUAACCAUACCAAACACCAAAGGAAUGGAUGAAGAAUUUGUAGAUGAUAUGCUCUUCAAAAUGAUCGACUAUGAAAGAGGAAAGAGCCAGCUGAGCACUGUACAGCUAUAUUCAUAUGUAUUCAAAGCUAUUCAUAAAACGCAUGAAAUGAUAUGUCAGCUUAUAACAAACAUAUUUGAAAGUGCAGAGAUUCUGAAGACACUGAAGGAAAAGCAGUAUGAUCUGAUGCUUACGGAUCCGGCAUGGGGUGCAGGCAUUCUCCUGGCUCAUGAACUCAAGUUACCCAUGGUAUAUAAUGUGAGAUGGACCACUACUGGUGAGGGACACUUUGACAUCGCUCCCUCUCCAAUGUCUUACAUCCCUAUUACAGGAUCUGGAAACACUGACAAGAUGAACUUUUUCCAACGAGUAAAAAACGCUUUCUUCUAUUUGCUAAUGGACAUUCAGAACAGCCGUUUUAAUUUGCCACUAUACCAAACAUUUUGUGAUAAAUAUUUCCAUCCUCCCGUAAAUUAUUAUGAACUUCUCCAGGGGGCUGAUAUAUGGCUCAUGAGGGUUGAUUUUGUUUUUGAAUUUCCACGUCCAACAAUGCCAAAUGUUAUCUACAUUGGAGGCUUUCAAUGUAAACCAGCGAAGGCCCUUCCACAUGAUCUGGAAGACUUCAUGCAAAGUUCUGGAGAGCACGGAGUCAUCAUCAUGUCUUUAGGGUCGUUUAUCAGUGCCCUACCAGAUGAUUUUACAGCAGAAAUAGCUACUGCUUUUGCUCGGCUCCCGCAAAAGGUAAUUUGGAAAUACACUGGAAAGAGACCAUCUACUUUGGGGAACAACACAUUAUUGGUUGACUGGAUGCCACAGAACGAUCUUCUAGGGCAUCCAAAGACUAAAGUAUUUGUUGCACAUGGUGGAACCAAUGGGGUUCAAGAAGCUUUGUACCAUGGUAUUCCAGUGAUUGGAAUUCCAUUCUUUUUUGACCAGUACGACAAUCUUCUUCGUUUGCAAGACAAAGGAGGAGCCAAGAUACUCUCCAUCUCAACUUUAAACAAGAACACACUGCAUGCAGCCAUACAGGAAGUAAUCAUUGAACCAUCUUACAGACUGACUAUGCAGAGACUCUCUCAUCUGCACAGAGACAAGCCAGUUAAACAUUUGGACAGCGCCCUCUUCUGGAUUGAGUUUGUAAUGAGACACAAAGGUGCUGCUCACCUCCGAACAGAGUCCUACAAACUGCCUUGGUACUCCUAUUACUCAGUAGAUGUUGCAGUUACAUUGUUUGCAGUUGUUCUGAUAUUCACUCUAUCUAUAUUUUUAGCAGUUCGAUAUUUGUGUGUCAAGUACUGCAGUAGAAAAAGGAAAACUGAGUGACAUUUGUACAAUUAUAAUAACUAAUAUACAAUUAUGGAAUAAUGAUUUCAUCCAUCUCCCAUUAUAGAGAUUUUUUUUUUCUUUUUUGACCACAUGCUUUAAACAGAGGAAAGUUUCUUGAAACUUUUACAAAUGGACCUAUAUGAGGUCUAAAUCUAACUUAAA
Molecule: messenger RNA, 1817 nt
Organism: Pimephales promelas (fathead minnow)
Lineage: Eukaryota; Metazoa; Chordata; Actinopteri; Cypriniformes; Leuciscidae
Source: RefSeq, a predicted model, not a curated record